Messenger RNA from Nematostella vectensis (starlet sea anemone), 2097 nucleotides. RefSeq lists its product as uncharacterized. The record is from RefSeq and is a predicted model, not a curated record. Gene Ontology annotation, molecular function: UDP-galactosyltransferase activity. Gene Ontology annotation, biological process: glycosaminoglycan biosynthetic process. Lineage: Eukaryota; Metazoa; Cnidaria; Anthozoa; Actiniaria; Edwardsiidae. Gene Ontology annotation, cellular component: membrane. Bases 26 to 1144 code for a protein of 372 amino acids. The transcript has 2 exons.
UUUUUGUUGCGCAUCAACUAAAUUUAUGCAUAUUCGACUGAAAACAUGGUCUUGCAUGAACCGUUGUACCCCUCAAGCUGGGGGAGAAGCUAAUCGCAAAAUGUCGAAGGUGGCUACUGUCACUUUGUUACUGUUAGCACUUGUAUUUGUUAUAUUUGCAGUAGGGCCCCAAUUAAUGCAUUUUCUGAAGGCUGCUGAUGAGUUAGAAAACCAGUAUCCAAUCCAACCGAUGGACGAUGAAACAUUAUCUGAACACCAAGAAAAAGUGGAUUAUACUUUAGUUAUCGCUAUCGUUACUUCGCCUUUGCGGACGGACCGGAGAAAAGUUCUAAGGGAGACGUGGAUGAAAGAGUGCGUAAGACCCGAUAUUUUAUGCCGAUUCUUUACUGACAGACUUGAAGAUAUCGAACCGUGGGCUUUACAGACCGCUCUACAGGACGAAAGUUCUACUCACAACGACAUCGAGUUCAUGCCCGUUCCACAAGGCUACAAUUUUGGGUGGCGAAUGAUUUGGAUUCUAGAGUGGGCUUUCAACAAAUACAGCUUCCACUUUUUCUUGAGGCUGGAUGACGAUUAUUUUGUCUGUCUGAGAAGACUUUUGCAUGAGCUACCUCGGCGCUUGAACGUUCCCAGGUUGUAUUGGGGGUACAUCCACUGUAAGAAAGGGCAGGUCAGAGCUGAUGAGGCAUUUCUCUUAAUCUCCUACAAACUGGCAAAAGACUUCGUUUCCAAUAAAAACAACCUUUUAUGUCACCCUUAUGGCGACCAGUCUGUCGCACUCUGGCUCAACCACCGUCGAGAUGUAGUAUAUUUUCACGAUCAUAGAAUAAUGCAUGAACACACACUAUUGGAUGAUUCUAUGCUUGAAACAACAACAAAUAUGUGCAAUAUCGUGUUAGGAGUCCACAAGACUUAUGUUGAAGGUAACCUGAAAUACUGGGCAAAGGUACAAAACAAUACCAGUAUUUCAUACAAUAUACCAGCUAUACCAGACUUUACCAAGAAGUGCAAACACAACAAGUUUUUUGACUGGAAAGCAAUGGAUCGAGAAUACCGUGAGAGGCCUAAGCCAUGCUCACAACAUAUCAACUAUUUUGAGAACAACAAGAAAAAAUACCACGAGACUGGCAUUUGGUAUAAUUAAAUUGUUGGAUGGACCAUGGCAGGCCUGUAGCCAGUAGGGGUUCCAGGGUUUGUAAGAACCCCCAAUCAAGUGGAAUGGCCACCCUAAUGAAGGAUAAUUAAGUACCACUGCAAGCUAUGAUGAGCUACCUAAGAGAAAAUGGUCCACUAAAUGGAUGAACAAACUCCCCCCCCCCCCCCCACUCAAAACCCUGGCUAGAGGCCUGCAUGAAGGUAUCUAGAGUUGUGUUGAGCAGCCCACCUCCACCACUAUUUUUAGAGGUUUUGCUUAUAGCUAUGAAGAAAUAUUAGAUGUUUCUUCUUCAUCCUCCCCUAGGUCUUUCGUGACCUAAGGCCAGUUCACCUUCAUGAUGCAUUCCUCUAGCAGAUAUUUUCAACAUCAGCAACCCACAACAUUUAACAGUCUAAAAAGUGAUAUUUUCUCACUGGUCUCAUUGUGCUCAAAUAACUUAUGGGAGCAGCGGCGUAGCCAGGAUUUUUAACAGGAGGGGGCCCAAAAGGUCAUUCCAAGGCAUUUUCUGCUGUAUUUAGAUGAUGUCUCAUAUAUUUACUGUAUUUUUGGCUGCUAGAAGGGGGGGCCCGGGCCCCUUGGGCCACCCCUCUGGCUACGCCCCUGGGGAGGAGACAUAUUGGUGAGUCAUGUGAAACUGGAGGUGACUGAGCUGAGCUGGGUGAGUGGGAAAAAAAUAAAUAGCAGACAGCUGGCAUGUGCCAGGGCACAAGAGCAUGCCAGGACCACACUUGAUUAGAUUGAAAGGAGUGAACUACUACAACAGAAGUGCAAAUGAGUAAUAUUUUAACAAGUUUUGUCUUACAUUCAAAUCAACAAGUCAUUUGAGAAUGUUACAACAUUAAUGGCCUAAAAGUGAAAGUUAUUUUUAAUGUAGACAGUCAUUCUAAUGCCAGCAGUCUAAGCAUUUAUCACAAUAUAAUAAAGCCUAGGUCCUUACAUUG